AUAUAUGAUCCCAACCAACCCCUCCUUCCUACGAUGCUACUGCAAAUUGGUUGUCUCAAUUCUCCACCAACCCCCCACCCCUUACCUACAAAUCCUUCCUACUCCCAUUAUCUCUCCUCCACCUAACUUCCUCACACACCUGCAACUAUGGAGCUCGUGACACCUGAUGUGGAGAAGAUGGGAGAAAGUGACGGGAUUAGGAGGAACUCAACCCUAAUUUGUGCGCCGAUUAUGGCGGAUACGGUGGAUCAGAUGCUGAUUCAUAUGAAUUCGGCGAAAUCGAGUGGUGCUGACUGUGUGGAAAUCCGAUUGGAUAGCUUGAAAGUGGUUAAUGCUCGUGAGGAUAUUCAAACCCUAGUUAAACUUAGUCAGCUUCCAACGAUUUUCACUUACAGGCCAACAUGGGAAGGUGGUCAAUAUGAUGGGGAUGAACAGAGUCGAUUGGCAGCUCUUCGGUUAGCAAUGGAGUUAGGAGCGGAUCACAUUGAUGUUGAGCUUAAGGCUGUUGAUGAUUUCAACAAUUUAAUCCGUGGAGAUAUGCCUACAAAAUGCAAGCUCAUUGUUUCUUCCCACAAUUAUCAAAACACUCCGUCAGUAGAAGACCUCGGGAACCUUGUGGCCAGAAUACAAGCAACAGGGGCUGACAUUGUGAAGUUUGCAACAACUGCUGUAGAUAUAACCGAUGUCGCACGAGUUUUUCAAAUAACUGCUCAUUCUCAAGUUCCGAUAAUAGCAAUGGUGAUGGGUGAGAAGGGUUUGAUGUCUCGAGUACUGUGCCCAAAAUUCGGUGGAUACCUAACGUUUGGUACCGUUGAAGAUGGAAAGGUGUCUGCCCCCGGGCAGCCUACAAUUAGGGAUCUUUUGGAUUUGUUCAAUUUCCGACAAUUAGGGCCAGACACCAAAGUAUUUGGUAUUAUCGGGAAGCCCGUUGGGCAUAGCAAAUCACCUCUGUUAUACAAUAAAGCUUUCAGAUCAGUUGGUUUUAAUGGAGUCUAUGUACAUAUGUUGGUGGAUAACGUAAAGAAUUUUCUUGAAACUUACUCGUCUACAGAUUUUGCUGGGUUCAGUUGUACGAUUCCUCACAAAGAGAGUAUAGUUCAAUGUUGUGAUGAGGUUGAUCCGAUUGCAAAGUCAAUAGGAGCAGUCAAUUGCGUUAUCAGGAGACAAAAUGACGGGAAGCUAUAUGGUUGCAAUACAGACUAUGUAGGAGCUAUUUCUGCUAUCGAGGAUAGCCUACGAGGUUCAGGUGUUCAAAAUGGUGCAAGUGGGUCACCAUUGGCUGGUAGACUAUUUGUGGUUAUUGGUGCGGGUGGUGCUGGAAAAGCACUUGCUUAUGGAGCAAAAGAGAAGGGUGCAAGGAUUGUGAUUGCCAACCGGACUUAUGAUCGUGCUAGAGAACUGGCUGAGAUAAUCGGUGGAGAGGCUCUCACUCUUGCUGAUUUGAACACUUACAAACCAGAAAAUGAUAUGAUACUUGCAAACACUACAUCAAUUGGUAUGCAGCCAAAUAUUGACGACACUCCUAUUUCAAAGGAAGCUUUGAAGUCAUACGCACUGGUAUUCGAUGCUGUUUACACACCAAAAAUUACGAGGUUGCUUCGGGAAGCAGGAGAAUGUGGUGCGUUAGUUGUAACAGGGGUGGAGAUGUUUAUAGGGCAGGCAUAUGAACAAUAUGAGAGAUUUACAGGGUUACCUGCACCUAAGGAAUUAUUUAGGGAUAUUAUGGCAAAUUAUUGAUUGUUUUGGUUAUACACCUAGGGUUAAGGAUGUGUGGACUGUGGGAUUGCUUAUGCGCUUCGAAAUAAGCACAUUCAAUAGAAGUGUUUAUGAUUUACUAAUGUUAAACACAAGCCAUAUGGUCCAACGAUAGCCCCAUGGCUUUCCUUAUGAGAGGUCGUGGAUUGGAGUCUCGCCCACCCGGGGUUUUUCCCAAUUGUGGUUUCUUUCUGGGCAGGUGGGCUGGGUCACUACGUUAUGUUCUUCUGACGGAAGGGGGCCAGGGUGAUUCCAGGUGUCCGAGUCUUUGCUGUUAAAAAAAUCACAUAAAUUAUUAUUAGAUGUUAAUAAAAUGUUCAUUUUAU
Messenger RNA from Helianthus annuus (common sunflower), 2081 nucleotides. Its product is annotated as bifunctional 3-dehydroquinate dehydratase/shikimate dehydrogenase, chloroplastic. Bases 148 to 1737 code for a protein of 529 amino acids. Gene Ontology annotation, molecular function: NADP binding; shikimate 3-dehydrogenase (NADP+) activity; 3-dehydroquinate dehydratase activity. The record is from RefSeq and is a predicted model, not a curated record. The transcript has 12 exons. Gene Ontology annotation, biological process: shikimate metabolic process; chorismate biosynthetic process. Lineage: Eukaryota; Viridiplantae; Streptophyta; Magnoliopsida; Asterales; Asteraceae.